AUGGCGAUUGGGGGCUUGGCGAGGGCGCUGUUGCGGCGGCGGGCGACGGGAUUGGCGGUGGCCAAGCGAUUCCAGGCAGGAUAUUGCAAUGCGGCUGCUCAGGGCAAAGGAUUUACGGCCCCUCCUCCUGAAGGCGCUCCAUCUCCCCAGGGCCAGGGAUUUCCUCCUCCUCAAGGCCAGGGAAAUUUUUCUUCUCAGGGACAGGGUUUCGAUCAAGGUGGCCAGGGCUUUGCGCCCCAGGGAGGAGAGGAUUACGCCGAAGCGGAGGACUUCACCGAUCCAAGCAACACUUCCUACGAAGAUUACUCUCCCGGAGGACCGAUCUACGACGCCGAGUACUCGUCUCCUCCUCCCUAUCAAUCCCAGCAGGAGCAGCAGCAGCAAGAGUACUACGUUCCUCCGCCGCCGCCACCGCCGCCACCGCCCAAGCCCAGAUUUGACAACAAGAAUGUGCCCAUCACUCUGGUAAGCUUGGGUCGCGCGAUGCAGCUCAAAUUCCAGAACCAGAAGGAGUUCGAGAGCAUGCUUGACAAGGCAAGUGCGUUUGGAGUGAUGCUUCCGGACGAGCCGGGGAACAUCACCCGCGAGCUCGCGGAGUUGGAUCCCAAGAAGGUGUACGCGGUGGUGGACAUGAAGGCGGUGCUCAAGAGCACGAAGAGGCUAGCGGAGGAGGAGGCGGAGCGCAGCGGCUACCCCAAGGAUUUCAUGCGGAUGAGGAACAAGUAUGGUAAGUAUGAUUCCGACGAUGAUUGA
Messenger RNA from Selaginella moellendorffii, 753 nucleotides. RefSeq lists its product as uncharacterized. Lineage: Eukaryota; Viridiplantae; Streptophyta; Lycopodiopsida; Selaginellales; Selaginellaceae. The transcript has a single exon. The record is from RefSeq and is a predicted model, not a curated record. The coding region runs from base 1 to 753 and encodes 250 amino acids.